AUGGCAAACCCAAAGCAAGACAAGACAAACUUAGAGCAACCCAAAGCAAGACAAGACAACUUAGAGCAACCCAAACAACCCAAAGGCAAGCAACAAGACAACUUAGAGGCAACCCAAAGAAGACAAGACAACUUAGUACAACCCAAAGCAAGACAAGACAACUUAGAGCCAAACCCAAAGGCAAGACAAGACAACUAUAGAGCAACCCAAAGCAAGACCAAGGACAAACUUAGAGCAACCCAAAGCAAAAGACCAGACAACUUAGUGAGCAACCCCAAACAAGACCAAGACAACUUAGAGCAACUGCCAAAGCAAGGACAAGACAACUUAGAGCAACCCCAAAGCAAGAACAAGACAACUUUAGAGCAACCCAAACAAGACAAAGACAACUUAGAGCAACCCAAAGCAAGAGCAAGACAACUUAGGGCAACCCAAGCGAGACCAGACAACUUUAAAAGCCAACCCAAAGCAAGACAAGACAACUAG
This is a messenger RNA of Penaeus vannamei (Pacific white shrimp), 486 nucleotides long. The record is from RefSeq and is a predicted model, not a curated record. NCBI's taxonomy places the organism in Eukaryota, Metazoa, Arthropoda, Malacostraca, Decapoda, Penaeidae.